CUGCCGUUCAGUUGGGCACGAGAAGCCGGCGCGAGAAGUUCACACGAAGUCGGGAGUUGGUGCGUGAUGUGCUUUUGAAAAUACACACAAGUGAAUAAAUCCGAAAUAAACCGCCUCACGAUGAGCAAGAAAAUGUGGCAUAAGAUUUUCAAAUCCAAGUCGCAGAAGGCGCCGCCGCUAACCAAAAUCAACAAGCGACAUAGUCGCAUAGUCUACGAGGAGUACCAGCAACUAAACGAUCUGCUGGACGGCGAAAAAGAGCAGCUGAAUUUCAGCAACGAAAAGGAAAAUGAGCAUGAAAAUGGAAACGGCCCUGCCUGUGGAAAUGGAAAUGGCAACAUUAACGUUUUCGAACAGCAGCCCCUGCAAAGUUCUUUCAACUCGUUGGAGUUUAGUGAAGCGCAUCAGCAGCAGCAACAGCAGCAGCAGCAACAUCAGCCAAAACAACAGCAGCAACAGCUGUCAACGUUUUCGCGCGUUCGCAACACAUUUUCCAUUAGACGCAGCAGCAACAACAGCAAGAAGCUGGCCAAUGCCAAGUCAACAGCGAUCGGCACCACGGAUCCCGAGGCGGAAGACCCGAUGCGGGGCGCGGAUGGGGAUCCGCUGCCCCCGCCGCCACUGACCUCCGACUCCACCAUUCCGGUGCCGGAGUUCGUGCCCGACCAGGACACCCAGCUGACCCCCUGUCCCUGCUGCAGCCGCACCUUCAUCACCAGUGCCCUGCGCAAGCACGUCAUCAUCUGCGAGAAGUCCUCCAAGAAGCGCAAGAUCUUCGACUCCUCUCGCCAGCGCCGCGAUGGAACCGCUCUCUCCACGUACGUGCUGCCCAAGAACUUCGGCCUUCCCAAUGCGGAACGCACGGCGGGAUUGCCGUCUCCUCCGAUCACCAGUCGCGAGGCUACGACCACUGCAAUGGCUGCCGCUGCUCCUCCAGAGCCAGUGAACUCGCCUGCGCCAGUGCGUCGAAAGUCGCAAACCGAGAUGGUUCGCUCCACCGCCCGAGCCUCUCUGCGCAAGGCGGCGUCCACACUCUCCUCUGGUUCGGCCGCCGAGGCGCCACCCGGUGGGGCACCUGCUGCUCCGGCGGCUCCGCUCGUGCGUGAACGAUCGCUGGCCAAGCGGAUCAAGGCACCGGCCGGCGGUCGCUGCCCCCACUGCGAUCGCUCCUUCAACCCGAAGGCCUUUGACCGGCAUGUGGAGUGGUGCAAGGAGAAGGCCAUCCAGAACAACAUGAAGUCCACCAACAGCCAGGAGACGAGCAAGGCGAAGGAGCGCCUGGAGGCGAGGAAGCAGUACAGGCCCCCGAAUCUCAAGACGAAGAGAUCGCUGGCCCGGGACAAGUACUCUGGAAACCACGAGGAGCUGCUGGAAGCGGGUGAGAUGACGGCACCCAAGCCGAAUAUGAUGUCCCUUUCGAUGACGUCGUCCGUGCACAGUGAUAACACUCAAGCUCAAGUGGUGCGACCAAGAACCUCGGCGGGAGCAGGAAGUCGCGGGAGGACAGCGGCCACCAAGAACCAGGUCUACAUGGCCCAUGAUGAGGAUCCGCCAUCCUCACCGCCUCCCAGGGACCGUGAUGCAGUGCGUCGGUCCAAGCGCAAGCAGCAGGAAUCCUGCAGCGAGAUCGACGACACUAUGGAGCGACUGAGGCGCAACGCUGGUGGAGAUUCCCUCCAGUUGGCCAAGCUCGAUUGCGCGGAGGCGCCAGUGCUCCAGCCGGCCAGUCGCCGCAAGACCGCAGCCAAGCGGGACAAGGUGGAUGCGGGCGACAAGGAGAUCUGUCUGCCCAACCAUCCCCAAGUAACCAUGACAUUCGACGAGCUCAAUGGCCUGAUCAAGCGCAAAGGCGGCACUCCCAUUUGCAAUGUGGAAAUGGAUGAGCAGGAAAUCGCUAACUUGACUUCCAAGUGCUCAUCCACAUCUCUAGUGCGUCAGGCGAGGCGUCGCAUUCGCACCAGGGAGAAUCCUAAUCUGGAGUUGCGAGCUCUGCCGCCGGGUUCGGUGAUCUCCAAGGACGUGCACUUUGCCUCCCUGGACUCCAGUUUGGCGCCCCUGCAGGGAAUGCAGUACAAAGCCUACUCUGGAUCGGAUGAGGAUUCGCCAAGGGCAGAGAUCCAGAUAAAAAUGGAGGCCACAACGAUGCGCACAGUGUCCCGCCCCACGAAGAGAUCAGGUCAGGUGAUGAGCAGCUCGGAACCGAUGCGUGCCUUGCCCAUGUCCGGACUGAAGCAAAGUUUGGAGGCCAUUAACCAGUCGAUGGGACAGACGGUGCUCCCGAGAUUGAAGCUGGGCAACGAGAGGCAGGACUACGAACCGGAUGCAGAUGAGCCGGACAAUUAUACCAGCGACCUGAACGACGAAGCGGAGGAGGAGGACCUCAUGAGUCGCGCGGCCAAGCUAAUCGAGCGGGCUCAGUGUAGUCCCAAUCCCGGCCUGCUGGAUGAGCCAAGUGAGGAGGAAGAGGAGGAGGGGACGGUGCUGAAACUACCUCCUUUGACCAAACAGAACAGUAACGUCAGUCGCCGUUUGGUGCUCCUGGAACAGGAUGAGAACGGCACCAUGUACAUUAAGUCGGCCCCCAGUGCCAAGCGCCGUUCGAAUAGCGGCCUGGGGGACAAGUACGAUCCCUUCCUCUCGGCCAAGCGUCAGCUGGAGGAGCUCUGCUCGCCCAACACGCCGCCGCCAGAGGAGGAGGUGACCACCACCACCCCCAGCAUCAGAAACUUGACACCUAUAUCUACAACCACACCGACCGCCACACCCAGUAUCGCCAUGACCACCUCAUUGACCACGGCGUUCGGUAAGCCGGCCCAAGUCGCCCAGAAGACCACGCCCACCUCCAAUUUCCGACGCACUUCGUCGCUGCGAGGACCGCGUCGCACGCCCAUGCUGAACAGUCGCCCGCUGUUCGCCACCAACUACCGCCCCACCAUCCAGCGGGGUCUCUCCGACGAGGGCCCCAUCUCCACGAACUUCCUCAAGCCGGAGGAGUUCGACGAGAUGCCGGUGCGGGCUGCCUGCGGCAACGACUUCCACAGUCCGCGGGUGGUGCGUCGGGAUGCCAGUGCCUCCAACCGCAAGCAGCUGCUCAAGUUGCCCGUGGGCGGGACCAGUGAGGCCGGCAACGCAUCCCAAGCCGGACGCAGUGUGGCCAAAACGGACUCGCUGGCCGUGUUCCUCAAGUACGAGCACGAACUGGAGCAGCUGAAUGCCAAGGCGGCGGAGCUGGCAGCCGCCAGUCAGUUGACCAGCAAGGAGCAGAAGGACAAGAGCAACACGCUGAGCAAGCAGAACUCGGCCAAGAGCCUGGGGCAGAGUACUCCGACCCAGCUGCCGCCAUUGACUCCCACGGCAGUGCCGCCAUCGCCAGGUGCGGUGAAGGAGGUGGGCUACCCGCCGGUGGCCACGCCCCUGCGAUUGGAACCCAUCAGCAAGCCGGCGAUGAACCCACCCACACCCCACACACCCAUUAAACUGGAGAGCAUCUUUGGUCCCAGGAGGGAAACGGGAUUGGGUUUGGGUUCGGGAUCAAGUUCAGUGGCCAGCGAUUUCAUAGAUCCCAAGCUGAUAAACGCCUGCGACAAUCUGCAUGUCAGCAGCGGCAUCUCCUCGGACGCCAGCUCCACGCCCCAGCAGCAGUUGUCCCAGAGCCGGAGCCGGAGUAGCUCCCAGUCCACCAUCACCCACGAGCGGAGGCAGUCGGGCGAGGCCAGGAACCUGCUGAAGAGGAAGAUGCGACUGGGACGCAACCAGUUUCUGUACGAUGCCUCGCCAGAGGACGCGGACGCCUCCUCGGGCUGCUCGGCGGACGACGAGGCCAAUCGCUCGUCCAUGGAGUACGACGAGCAGUGCUGGCAGCAGCAGCAGAAGCAGCUGCUGGCCAAUCCGCUGCCCCUGGUCAUGCCCAUGGUGCACAGCGCCAUGCCCACCUUCGACGACUUUGACUUCGAGGAGUUCCUCUCCUCAUUCGAAAACGAGAAUGACGACGAGCAGUUCCCGCUGUUCAAGGACUGUCGCGAGUUCCUCCUGAAUCGGUCGACGAGCAGGCAACGCUCGUUCCAGAAAGCGACUUCUUCGACGACACAGACGACAGCCACACAGAUCACCACCCUGCACAGCCACCAGUCCAAGGUUAAAGACAGUCACGCCCACAGGUCGGAGUCCAAGAUGCCGGAGGAGCGACUGCAGCGGCAGCAGUCGAACGCCUCGAUUGCCAGCAGCCAGGAGGAGAAGGAGAAGGAUGGACGCCGGGAGGUGGAGAAGCGGACGCCCGCCGAGGAUCAGCCGAAGCGGGAGAUCUUCAUCAGCAUCGAGACGGAGGCCAAUGCCCAGGGACGCUCGCCCAUCUCGCCCGAGUCGCUGCGCCACAUGGUCGGCAAUGCCCAGACGCCCAUCGAUGUGCUGCACAUCGAGAACGGGAACGAGCCGGAGCACGCCAGGUUCAGCAAGAUCAGCGACACGGAGGAUGCCGCCGACGAGCCCGGGGAUCGGGCCAGCCAAGCCACCAGCCGACUGGCCCCAUCCUCGGGUGGCUCCGCAUUGGCGCCCAACGUGCAGCUGAACAACGCCAAGAAUAUGAUCCAGCGGAUUCACGGCGACUACCGGCAGCUGGGCGAGGAAGCCGGUGCCUCCGUGCGGCGCAUGAUCAUCGUGGGUAACGGCGGCAGGGGCGAGGAGCAGCUGCAGCAGCCGAGCAGGGAUCCCAAUCCGGUGGGUCAGGGUCAGCAGCAGCAUGCGGUGAAGGCCAACUCCCCAUUGACGCCCUCGCCGUCGGCGGACUCGGAUGAGCUGAGCAGCCUGGACGGCUACCCGAUGUCCUCGUCGCAGGGAUCUCGUCGCGGAGCCAGCUCCAAGCUGAGCUCGGAUUCGGCAUACGGCAGCAGCAACUCACCUUACAGCUUGUCGCGUCAGCGCUCCACCGAACUCCAGCCGGGCACGCCCCGAUCCCAGGGACUCCUGCGUCCGCACACGGCCAGUGCCAAGUUACCCGGCUCCAUGUCGGAUGCCUCCACGCAGGCGCAAACCAAGUACGGGACCCUCAAGGCGCGCCAGCGGCUCUUCGCCCCAGAUUGUGGCAGCAAUAACGGCAACGAAGAUGGGGCCGAGUCGUGCAGCAGUGGGUCGGAUAACUCCCUUGCCGCGCAGCCGAAACAGCAACAGCAGCCGAGCAGCAACUACAACUACCAGCAGCAGCAGGCCCAGGCCCAAUCCCAAUCCCAACCAGCUUACAGCACUAACAACAACAAUGUACCGAUGACACCCACCACAUCGCAGCACUCCCUGCUGAGCAACUCGUCCAUGAGCUCAAGUAUGAAGAUGUCGAAGUUCUGCCACGAAUGUGGCGCCAAGUUCAUCAUCGAGCACGCCAAGUUCUGCAUGGAUUGCGGAGUGAAGCGGGUGGUGCUCUAGACUAACCCCACGUAGCCAUUGAUUUCAGAAGCUCACACUCACAGAACACAGAAAACGCAACACCCUGAACACCAAAACACUCGCCCCGAAUCCGAAUCAGACGACUCCGCCGAUGAACCCUGGCUGGAUCGGUCUUGGGGUCUAAAAUAUACCAAAUGUAGUUGUUUAACGCAAGCAGUUUACGCAUAGCGCUAACAUCGCCCAUAUACAGAAUAAUAAUAUAUAUUUUAAUACAAACCAAAACAAGCGAGACAAAGGUUUUGAGUCGAGCGAACUUUAAUUAAUCGAACUAAACUUGGUAUUUCUUUCGUAAACAUAUUUCUCAUCUUCGAUUGCUUAAAAAAAACGAAAAACGAACAAAAAGCAACUUAACUUAAACAAACACUUUAACAAAGUUGUUGAUUAACAAAGACUGAACGAAUUUAAACGAUAGAGCGUUGAAAAAAAAAUGGAUUAUGUAAUGUGACGAGAGCGAAACUAUUUUUAAACAUUUUUCAAAACCUAACGCAGCAACUCCAUUGUAUUUGUAUUUUGUAAUCGUUUUACUAAUUAUAUAGACACUGCUUAAAUAUAAAUAUAUGAUAAUGCAUACACA
Drosophila rhopaloa is the source of this 6007-nucleotide messenger RNA. RefSeq lists its product as uncharacterized. The transcript is spliced from 8 exons. Lineage: Eukaryota; Metazoa; Arthropoda; Insecta; Diptera; Drosophilidae. The record is from RefSeq and is a predicted model, not a curated record. Bases 121 to 5412 code for a protein of 1763 amino acids.